GCUAAAAUGACCGUCACCGAAAAGACCUUUCCCAUUCCUACUCAGCUGUUUAUUAAUGGCGAGUUCAUCGAGUCGAGCUCCCCUGAACGAUUCUCUAUCUACAAUCCAGCCGAUGGCAGUCUCGUCACCGAUAAGAUCCAAUAUGCUGUAGCUGAGGACGUCGAUCAAGCGGUGCGCAGCGCUCAAGCUGCAUUCCGCAGCAAGGCAUGGGCUGGAAUCACAUCCCAAGAACGAGGUCGCAUUCUGAAACGCAUCGCCAAAGCCAUUGAAGAGAACAAGGAGGAGCUCGCCUGGUUGGACCGAAUCACCAUGGGCAAGCCCGUCACCAAUGGCGUGGGUGAAGCACAAUUCACAGCCGAUAUCUUCGAAUACUACGCCGGCUGGGCCGACAAGCACGCCGGCGAUACCUUCCCCGCCGACGACGGAUUCCUCAAGAUCGUGCAGCACGAGCCGCUCGGCGUCUGCGCCGGCAUCCUGCCCUGGAACGGGCCCAUGGCCACCAUCGCCUUCAAAGCCGGCCCGGCCCUAGCCACCGGCAACGUCAUGAUCCUCAAGCCGAGCGAGAAAAGCCCCUUCUCCGCUCUCCGCCUCGCCUCUCUCCUCACCGACAUCCUACCCCCAGGAGUCCUCCAAGUGCUCAACGGCGCCGGAGCCACGGGCGAGCUCCUCGCGCGACACCCUCACAUCCGCAAAAUCAGCUUCACGGGCUCCGGGCUCACCGGCAAGAAGAUCCAGCGCGCCGCCGCAGAAAGCAACCUGAAGCGCGUCACACUCGAGCUCGGCGGCAAGACACCCGCGGGGAUCUUCGACGACUGCAACCUCGAAAACGCGGUGCAGUGGGCCACGAAGGCCAUCACGUCCAACUCGGGCCAGAUCUGCAUCGCCGCGAGCCGCGUCUACGUGCAGGAGAGCAUCGCGGAGGAAUUCACCGCCGCGUUCGUCAAAAGCAUCCAGGCCUCGGCCACAGACAUCGGCGACCCCAAUAGCAGCGAGACCCGGUUCGGACCCCUCGCUGAUAAGGCGCAAUUCUCGCGCGUCCAGUCCUUCUUCACCGAGGACGCGGGCAAGACGCAGAUCCUGACGGGGGGCAAGCAGCACGGCGAAACGGGGUACUUCUUCGAACCCACGGUGCUGUAUAACCCGGACCCGCAGGCGGCGGUGUACAAGAAUGAGAUCUUCGGGCCGGUGGCGUGUGUGCGCACGUUCAAGGACGAGGAGGACUUUUUGCAGAUGGCGAAUGAUUCCGAGUAUGGGCUUAAUGCGGCGGUAUUUACGAAGGAUAUUAACCGGGCGAUGAGAGUGAGCUCGCGGCUGGAGAGCGGCACCGUGGGUGUUAACUGCGUGACUAUGCUGCAUUAUCAGGUGCCGUUUGGGGGAUCGAAGCAGUCGGGCUUUGGGAGGGAGCUGGGGGCUUAUGGCUUGAAGUCGUAUACCGAGCCGAAGUCUAUCUACGUGAAUCUGAACAGCUAGGUUGGUUCUGGGUCGCGGGGAAUAUAGCGAGGAAUUUUGUUAACAGGGAAACUGUCCACUUG
This is a messenger RNA of Aspergillus steynii IBT 23096, 1532 nucleotides long. RefSeq names its product aldehyde dehydrogenase family protein. The record is from RefSeq and is a predicted model, not a curated record. Lineage: Eukaryota; Fungi; Ascomycota; Eurotiomycetes; Eurotiales; Aspergillaceae. The transcript has 4 exons. Gene Ontology annotation, molecular function: aldehyde dehydrogenase (NAD+) activity. Bases 7 to 1470 code for a protein of 487 amino acids.